Rotaria socialis is the source of this 1206-nucleotide messenger RNA. NCBI's taxonomy places the organism in Eukaryota, Metazoa, Rotifera, Eurotatoria, Philodinida, Philodinidae. The record is from the annotation of a GenBank genome assembly.
AUGUUUGCAUGUAAAAAAUUAUCUCUCUCAUUCUAUUCUACAAAUGCAACACGACAAACGAUAUCUGUGCUAUUUGAAAAAGAAAAAUUGUGUCUAACUAAUUUUCAUCAGCUAAUCCAACACAAGUUUAAAAAUUAUUCAACUAAAAGCACUGGAUUUGUUCAAAAUGCUGCUGUUAUUUUUGCUGCAAUUCCAUCUAGCUAUCCUGAAGCUGGAAAACAUAUUAGAUAUGUUAAAAAUCGAACAAUCAACGUUGACUGUGUUAACACACAAGGUGGCAUUGUAACAAAAAAUCUUGCCAUAUCCAUUGAUCCAUACAUGAGAGGACGCAUGAGACCAAUUGGAACGAAAAGUUAUGUAGAAGCAUUUGAACUCAAUCAACCAUUGACAAAUUUCUUCGUCGGUAAAAUUGUUAAGUCAGAUAAUAAUAAAUAUAAAGCUGGCCAAUUUGUUUAUGGACAAGGAGCAUAUGAAGAAUAUACAGUUCAUUCAAAAGAUCAGACUGAAUCACUUCGUAUUCUAAGUGAUGAAGAACUCAAACUUGGCUUACCACUAACUACUUGGGUAGGAGCUGCUGGAAUGUCAGGACAAACAGCUUUCUAUGGUUUAUACCAUAUUGGAAAACCAAAGAAGGAUGAAACAAUUUUCAUUACCGGAGCUUCAGGAGCUGUUGGUCAGAUUGUUGGACAACUCGCUAAACGUGAAGGUCUCAAAGUAAUAGGAUCAGCUGGUACAGAUGAUAAAGUAGAAUGGCUUCAAAAAGAACUUUGUUUUGAUCAUGCAUUUAAUUAUAAAACAGCUAAUGUAAAAGCAGAACUUGCUAAAUUUGGUCCAUUAAAUAUUUAUUUCGAUAACGUUGGCGGUGAACAACUUGAAGCAGCGCUUGAUGCUGCCGCUGAUCAUGCUCGUUUUGUUGAAUGUGGCAUGAUUUCACAGUUUCAUAAAUCUAAUGAUAGCGGCAUUCGUAAUCUUAUCUUAGUUGUUCGAAAACGACUUACACUUCAAGGCUUUAUUAUUUUGGAUCAUGCAAAAGAUGAAAACUUUAAUAGAGAAUUUUACUCGAAAGUACCCAAAUGGAUUGCUAAUGGUGAAUUGAAAGUCAAAGAAGAUGUGACGAAAGGUUUGGAAAAAGCUCCUGAAGCAAUUGUCGGAAUUUUCAAAGGAAAAAAUUUCGGCAAAGCUGUUAUUAAAAUAGCCGAUGAUUAA